Molecule: messenger RNA, 894 nt
Organism: Botrytis byssoidea
Lineage: Eukaryota; Fungi; Ascomycota; Leotiomycetes; Helotiales; Sclerotiniaceae
Exons: 4
Coding region: 1-894 (297 amino acids)
Source: RefSeq, a predicted model, not a curated record
AUGUCUUUCCAGACAAACAACCCCGGCGAGCAAAUGUUUACCAAGAUGAAUAUGACCGACCGAGAACAGCCAAAAGGUUGGUCACAAGUCGCAAGCUUUCUUGAAAAGUGCGAUAAUUUCAGUAUCUAUCGUGGGUUCGCAUCUCUUCACGCAAGAGUAUUAUUAUUCCGAACGAUCAAGAUCGCGGCACUAGAGAAACAGCUUCAUGGCUUAGACGUGAGUGAUGCGACAAACGGAGAUACAUCGGACCGACUCAGGGACAUUUCUCAAGCUGAAGCUAUGGAGCUUGGGUCUGAGCGAGAGGAGAUAAUUCUCAGUUUGAAUCAAGAGUUACUCGCUUAUGAAGGUGCACUUUUGAUACAAUUCCAGAAGCUGAAAUCAUUUUCGCCGACACCAGAGAAAGAUCACUUGUCUGUUUAUAGAUGGUUUUGCGGGGAGAAGCUGUUGGGUCUCGAACAAUGCGAAUGGAUGCGUCAACCGGAGGAUUUCAUCUCGCUCGUUGCCCCACAGAGCAACCGAUUGGAAAGAUUUGUUGAGGAUAAUUUGAACACCCGGCCAAUAUCGUGGUUCCAAAAGUACCUGCUCGCCAAACCUAAACGCAACAACCCUACAGAAAAGACGGUCAAGUCCUUCUCUACUUUCCGCAUCAGCAUGUUUGCCAAACUACUGGUUGUUUGCAUGACAGUAUUGAUACUGGUCAUACCUGUAAUUCUCUUUUUGACGGUCAAUAUGGAGCCAGGAUGGAUGGCAUUUAUCGCGCUCGCAUUCGUCUUUCUUUUCAGCGUCAUGAUAAGUCUACUUACGGAAGCGGGUACCCAGGAAAUCUUCGUUGGAACGAGUGCUUAUUGCGCGGUGCUCGUUGUGUUUUUGGGAAAUUUGAAAGGACCUGCUUAG